AAGGACGUGUCGUUGGCCAGGGGUGUGACAAGUGACCCGCAGUGUGGUGGUUUCAGAGUCGCCCACGUACAUAACUAUGCAGCGAACUGACACACACCGCGAAAUGUCACGCCAUGGGACGCGUCAAGAGGACAUAAUGAAGCUCAUCGUCCGCCCGCUGAUUUGCUAGCGGGGCUCGGAUAUAAAACGACAGCUGCCCACAGAGACACCCACCAUCGCCUGCUGCUGCUCACCACCGAGCGCCUGUGCGCCGCCCGACACAGAGCUCAAGGCAGGCGUCAACAUCGCGGUCGAUUUUCUUCUAGCUUCCAAGCAACCAUGUCGAGAUUCACCCAACUGAUGCUCGCGUCGGUGGGCCUGUUGGCCGUACUGAACGCUGGGCACGCUAAGGUGUUCGGACGCUGCGAACUGGCCAGGAAACUCAAGGCCCUUGGUAUUCCUAAAUACCAAAUAGCUGACUGGGUGUGUCUGGCCUACCACGAGUCGCGCUAUAACACGGCGGCCGUCGGGCGGCUGAACCGUGACGGGUCGGUCGACCACGGCCUGUUCCAGAUCUCAGACAUCUACUGGUGCGACUGGAAAUCCAACGAGCCUCACCGGCGCUACAAGAAUGUCUGCCGCAAAAACUGCAACUCGUUCCGUGACAACAACAUUGCCGAUGACUUGGUCUGCGUGAGGAAAAUCUACAUGGAGCAUCAGCGUCUGCAGGGCAAUGGCUUCCUCGCCUGGGUGGCCUGGAGGAGUCACUGCCAGAACAGGAACCUGCAGUCCUACAUCAGAGGCUGCCGCGUAUAGCACUGCGCGAGCCGGCCACUGCAGCCUCCACCCCGCUGUGACCCGGGGCUGCGACCGGGCCACCGUGACCGGGCCACUGUGACCCGGGGCUGUGACCCGGCACUGUGACCUGGGGCUGUGACCCGCCGUCUGGCUCCGGCAGUCGACAGUCGGUCUCGCGGAGCCCCGCAGGCCAGGCCGGCCCGGCGACUCAGGCCACCGUCUGACUGGAGACAGUGUGUUAUCGUUUAUAGUGGGCCGGUGGUCGGUGACCUUCCUGGGGUAUCCCGCCGUGAAAAAUAUACAAAAUAGUUGAUAUGCAACACUGGUCGUGCAGUAAAUCGUGCUCUGCAGUGUUUUGAACGUUCGGGCGCACCAUUAGGCAUGUCAGUAGUGAAUAACUGGUGAAUAAAUGCAGUGCAUUAAUAUGCACAGCUUUAUUU
Amphibalanus amphitrite is the source of this 1217-nucleotide messenger RNA. Its product is annotated as lysozyme C, milk isozyme-like. Lineage: Eukaryota; Metazoa; Arthropoda; Thecostraca; Balanomorpha; Balanidae. Bases 319 to 795 code for a protein of 158 amino acids. The transcript has 6 exons. The record is from RefSeq and is a predicted model, not a curated record. Gene Ontology annotation, molecular function: lysozyme activity.